Molecule: messenger RNA, 744 nt
Organism: Glarea lozoyensis ATCC 20868
Lineage: Eukaryota; Fungi; Ascomycota; Leotiomycetes; Helotiales; Helotiaceae
Exons: 2
Coding region: 1-744 (247 amino acids)
Source: RefSeq, a predicted model, not a curated record
AUGUCAACCCAAAGCCCGCCAGCAGAUUUCGAAGUUGCAGAACUGGAAAAGGAGGUACCGGAACAAUUGGAAGUCGAGAAGCCAAAUCCAGAAUCGAAAGACGGCGAUAUUUCAAAUGCAAGACCUGCACAAUUACCAACGCCAGACCCGACGUUACCUGAAGAUUACUCUGAUGCGCCAUCAGUAGCACCGCAAGAUCCUUCGAAAAUAAAGAGAAAACAUCAGCGCGGUGGAAGAAAGCAGAAGCAACAGCAAAACCAGCAGUCUUUGUCCGAAGCGCAACUUUUGGAGGAGCAAGAACGCGAAAACUUCGAAGAACAAGAAGGGCGAGGGAAACCAGCUCUGCCAGAAUUAAAGCAUCGCAGCUCGAAUACUAGAAAAGCAACUGGCAUCAGAACUUUCAACUUGAAAAGAGCAGAAUCCUCGGGAGGAAGAGCGGUUGGUGUGUCGGUGGAUGACAGUAACAAUGAAUCGAAAAAAGUCAAGAACAAAGUAAAACCAAAGAACAAAUCAAAGCGAAAAGUCAAAUGCGAUAAGUGCGGCCAGAAGAGCAAAAAGAAGACAGCUGAGGAGAACUGGGAGAGUCAAGAUUCGAGUGAGGAGAGCGAGGAGGAGGAAGAGCAGAAACCAGAGAAACCAAAGGAAAAGAAACCUUUCGCUAUUCGUCUGGAUCUGAAUCUGGAACUUGAGAUAUUCCUCAGGGCGAAAAUCAAAGGAGAUGUGACCAUUACUUUCCUGCAAUAA